UACGAUCUCAGCGACGGUGCUUUCUCCUAACCACUGAUCCUUCAGAACAUGUGCUCUUUACUUUUUCAGGCCACUCGGAUACUUCUGCGCUUCCCUGGAAACUCGAGUACAUUACUCUCCAAUGCAGGACGCCAUGGGCCAGACAUCGAGCGAGAUCCCAAGUGAGCCGGAUCAACCUUCAAAAUUCAAUUAUUGGAACUGCGAAGGGAUUGACAGGCUCGACGGUUUGGCAGAGCUGGUCAUCAUGUUCCGCCAAAGAACCCUUCCCCAUUGGCAAGCCAAGCAACUCGCCGAGAUCUUCCACCAAGAGUUUCCAAACUGCGUCAUACCCACUGAAGAAGGUCUGGCUAAACUUCCCACGGACGAAGUCAUGAUCGCCCUGCACCGUGCCUGGAGGCUGUUCGACGGCACAGAUCACAAAUGCAGAGAAAUCGAGCCGCACCAGGUUGCGCCCUUGAUCGAGAGGUACUGUCAGCUCUGGUCGAAGCGUGAGUUUUUCAAGGAGACACUGUCCGACUACACAGCCGCCGUGCUCCCCAUCCGUGCGGCGUAUGCCCACGCGCAAAGGGCGAGAGAUGACGGAGACAUUCUUCAGGAAUUCGCAGGUGUUCACACGACCCCGAGACAGGUACGGCUUAUUUGGGAAGAGCUCCUCAACGACAACGCGGAGGACUUUAUAGGGCCAUCAUUGCCCGUUCCCUCCGUCAUCGGGGUCCCAGGUCUGGACGAGUUCAUACCGCAGCUCAACGCUGCUGACGCGUGGGACGAGAAACCCGAUCACAUCGCUCGCAGAAUCCAUCCCAUGCGUGACUACGACAACACCAACAGCCCUUGCGGCGGCCGGGAUUGUAAGGAAAGGCAUGCGAAAGAAAGAAAGCGCAGCAUGGGUGACGAUGAGAAGAAACGAUUGGAGCGACAUUGCCGUCAUGUCCGUAUGGGCGCUCUUGGAGCCGUCGCAUUGAGCGAUCGCAAAGACCAAGUUCAAGGGAACAUCGGCAGUUAACUAAAACGAGGUCUUGUGGCAGCCCAAUUGGAGUGGUAGACAAUCCAAGGCCUGGGGCUUAACGACGUGGCCAGCAAUGGUACGUGACAAUGUCAAGGUGUAGGGUAUUCAGCUCAAAGAAAACACCACGAGAGAAAAGGGGAAGAGCGGGAUAUUUAUGCUUAGUCAGCACAUUCUCCUCAGAUCAGUUACCACGCAGUCGCGAAUCGUAAGGCGUUGUCAAUC
This is a messenger RNA of Emericellopsis atlantica, 1228 nucleotides long. RefSeq lists its product as uncharacterized. The transcript is spliced from 2 exons. The record is from RefSeq and is a predicted model, not a curated record. NCBI's taxonomy places the organism in Eukaryota, Fungi, Ascomycota, Sordariomycetes, Hypocreales, Bionectriaceae. Bases 122 to 1003 code for a protein of 293 amino acids.